Molecule: messenger RNA, 1584 nt
Organism: Meyerozyma guilliermondii ATCC 6260
Lineage: Eukaryota; Fungi; Ascomycota; Pichiomycetes; Serinales; Debaryomycetaceae
Exons: 1
Coding region: 1-1584 (527 amino acids)
Biological process (GO): amino acid transmembrane transport
Cellular component (GO): membrane
Molecular function (GO): L-amino acid transmembrane transporter activity
Source: RefSeq, a predicted model, not a curated record
AUGUAUGAUCGGCUCCCAAGCGAACCUCUCGUAGACGAUGUUAUAAUUCCGUCAGAGGCACCCAAGUCUCCCAUUCUUCCCAAUGAGGAUGUCUUGUUUCUUCAGGACUUGGAAGACGUUCCUCAAGGUCGUCAUCUAGGAUUAUUUUCAACCAUCGUACUUUUUGUUGCCAGGAUGGUUGGAUCUGGUAUUUUUGCAACAUCCAGUGGAAUAUUCCAGGAUUCGGGAAGAUCACCGUUUUGGUUCUUUAUGGCGUGGAUAGUAGCAGCAUUGCUUUCUUUUGCCGGCUUGUAUGUGUACUUGGAAUUGGGAUCAUUGGUCCCUCGAAGUGGAGGCACCAAACCGUUUCUAGAGUUCAUCUAUAAUCGACCUAAAAUGAUGGUCAGCGUUGUGUUUCUGAUGUUCUCUGUGAUGUUCGGAGUCACCAUCCUGAAUAUUUUGGUGUUUGGGGAAUACUUUUGUUAUUCAGUUGGCAUAAAUCCAACAGACUUUCUGAUUCGGCUCUCUGGGCUCUUAUUUUUAUUCCUCGCUACCACCAUCCAUGGCAUCAGCGUGAGCCAUGGUAUAAGAGUACAGAACAUAUUGGGGGCAUUAAAGUUGGGCCUUCUUGCGGCAAUGAUCAUAACGGGAGUUUAUGCUGUUUUUGUUCCCUCAUCAAUUUCCCACAUUGAUUCAAAUCUUCAUUGGGACACCUUUUUUAAAGUUCCCGGCACUUUUACAGCCUCAUCGUUUUCCUCAGCGGUAAUUAGGGCCACUUUUGCAUUUUCCGGAUGGAAUACAGUCCACACCGUUUCUAACGAGAUUAAAGAUCCUGUUCGUACCUUUAAAAUAGCAGGCCCUGCUUCCUUAAUCAUCGUCUCCAUUACUUACUUGUGGACCAACCUUGCAUACUUGGUAGUCAUCCCAGAAAACGAGCUCGUUUCCACGGGACGGUUAGCAGGUUCACUUCUUUUCGAAAAGUUGUUUGGAGUCAAUGUUGGUCGAAGACUAUUAACAUUUUCAAUAGCAAUGAGUGCAGGAGGAAACGUAUUUGUUGUUCUCUAUACCAUAUCAAGAGUCAACCAGGAAGUAUUCAGGGAGGGAUAUUUGCCCUUAUCUCGCUUUUUUGCAUCCAACUGGCCAUUUGGUUCACCUUUUCGAUCGUUGCUUUUGAGCUGUGUGCUCAGUACUCUGGUCAUUGCAUUGUCACCAAAGGGAGAUGUAUACAACUAUGUGGUAGCGUUGGAACAAUAUCCCCAGCAACUAUUCAUCGCCAUGGCAGCCAUAGGUGUUUUCAUCUUGAGACACAGGUAUCCGGAUGUCAGAGCGCCAAUUCGUUCCACUCGUAUCGGAGCGCUUCUUAUCGUCUUGGUUGCUGGCUACCUUCUCAUUACCCCUUUCACAUCGAAAAGUCCGAACCCUAAAGGGUUGGAGCAGUGGCCAUCUUAUGCGCUAGUAGCCAUUAUAUGUCUCCUGAUUCCAUUUUUUUACUGGCUUGUAAUGUUUCAUAUUGGUCCUAAAGCUGGAGGAUACACUCUCAUGUCAGAAGAAAUGCAACUUAGUGACGGACUCACUAUCAAGAACUGGGUCAAGAUUUAUAGAUAA